Molecule: messenger RNA, 1332 nt
Organism: Neurospora tetraspora
Lineage: Eukaryota; Fungi; Ascomycota; Sordariomycetes; Sordariales; Sordariaceae
Exons: 3
Coding region: 156-1208 (350 amino acids)
Biological process (GO): regulation of DNA-templated transcription
Molecular function (GO): DNA-binding transcription factor activity, RNA polymerase II-specific; zinc ion binding
Source: RefSeq, a predicted model, not a curated record
CCUCCUCAAAAGUUGAACGACUUACACUAAACAUACUUGCGCCAAGAGAAUCACUAACACCUCUCGACGACUCACCUAUUUCUCCAACAAUCAACAAGGAGCUCCACCACCUCACCCAUUUUCCCUGCUCUUCGCAACAGUUCACCACAUCCACAAUGGAAAGCCUACCCACACCGCCGAACGAGGAGCAUCUCAAAACGCAGGCCCCAAAGAGAACACCCUCCAACUCCAAGGUUGUCAAGCCAGUACAUCGCGGCGGCUCAAAACGCACCAGCGCACAUGGACACCCUCAGUCACCAUCAAUAGACAGCCACAGCCAUAGCCAUUCAGUUGGCGAUGGGAGGCAUAAGAGAGUGUGGAAGGCCUGCGAGAGGUGUAGAAUGAAGAAGACCAAGUGUGAUGGAGAAUUCCCCUGCAAGAGGUGUAAGGACGACGGCCUAGUAUGUACCGCCGGAACCAGGAAAAAGACCGAGUACAAGCAAUUGCCCAGAGGGUAUGCCGAGGUGUUGGAAAACACCCAGUUUGCUCUCAUUGCCACAGUCCACAAGCUUUAUGCCAUGGUACGGAGCGGGCAAAAAUGGGAUCUUGGUGAGCCGGAGCUCAACGACCGUGGCCAACCGGUCAUUCACAACAUUGCCUCCAAGCUCGGCUGCAUCCGACCCAACAGCGAUAUGGACCUCCCCGUGCAUUCCAUCUUCCCUGAGGACGAGGCAGGUCUCGCUGAGCUCGCUAGACAAUUGGAAGAGCAGCAGAAGACCAACGCUGCGAACAACAGCAACAACAACAAGCAGGACGGCGACUCAAGUAGAACCGACCGUGCCAGCUCAUCGGAAGUCGACCACUCGGACUUCGAAGACUACCGCAAGACCUUCAACAACAGUACCGCCGUCACAAUGUCGCCUGCGAGCCUUAGCUACGGUGAUUUCGACAUCGCUACAGCUACCCCUACCGAUUCGUUCCCCAGCCAGUCUCCUGUCGUGCCGCCUACCACCUUCCCGACGACAUGGCUCAGCCGUCCGACCUCGAUGGACUUCACAGCCCCGGAUAAUCUGUCGUAUCUCAGCAUGGAUAUGUUGAACCAGGGCCUCUACGAGUCCAACUUUGGCACCAUCAAGCCCCACGUCCUUUCGUGUCCUAACCCCGAGGUCAUGAUGGGAAUGGGCGAUCCGAUGAUGUACUCGGGCUACGACGCUGACUUGCGAAUGUAAGCGAUCGAUGCAUCCAAUAUUUUUUGGGCAUAAGUGCUCAAGCACCGACAACAACUCGCGCACACCUCACGCACACACACGCACUACGGUACAUCACUACAAUCAGUACAUCGCAUCAUCGGAU